AUGGCGAACGCCGAGACCCUGGACGAUUUCGCUGGCAGACUCGGUGGGAUGGCGGCGCGCUACGCGGCGUUGGGCUCAACCCUGGAGGACGCAGCCCUCGUCAAGAAGCUGCUCGACUCGGUGCCGAACCGCCUGUACCCGGCGGUGGCCGGGAUCGAGCAGUUCUGUGAUGUCGACACCAUGGCGUUCGAGGACGCGCUGGGGCGGCUGAAAGCCUUCGACGAGCGGCUGCGGCGACGCGAUCAGGCAGGCGGCGAGGGCGCGGACGGGCAGCUGCUGUACACCGCGGCACAGUGGCGUGCGCGCGAGCGGCGUCGGGGCGGUGCACGCGGAGAGGACGACGACGACGGCGCGGCGAGCACAGCAUCAGGCGGCGGGGACAACCGUCGCGGGAAGUGCUACAAGUGCGACGUCAGAGGGCAUUUCAAGCGGGAGUGCCCCCUGCUGUGGAAGGAGCCGGCGGCAGCGCGUGCGCUGCUGGCAGACGGCGACGUCGAGGACCCCGGGCUGCUCUGA
Messenger RNA from Aegilops tauschii subsp. strangulata, 516 nucleotides. RefSeq lists its product as uncharacterized. Gene Ontology annotation, molecular function: zinc ion binding; nucleic acid binding. NCBI's taxonomy places the organism in Eukaryota, Viridiplantae, Streptophyta, Magnoliopsida, Poales, Poaceae. The record is from RefSeq and is a predicted model, not a curated record.